This is a messenger RNA of Solanum tuberosum (potato), 1113 nucleotides long. Its product is annotated as transcription factor MYB35. The transcript is spliced from 3 exons. NCBI's taxonomy places the organism in Eukaryota, Viridiplantae, Streptophyta, Magnoliopsida, Solanales, Solanaceae. Bases 1 to 882 code for a protein of 293 amino acids. The record is from RefSeq and is a predicted model, not a curated record.
AUGGGGCGUCCUCCUUGUUGUGACAAAGCAAAUGUGAAAAGAGGGCCUUGGACUGCUGAGGAAGAUGCAAAAAUCCUUGCUUAUGUAGCCACUCAUGGAAUUGGCAACUGGACCUUGGUCCCUCAAAAAGCAGGUCUGAAUAGGUGUGGAAAAAGCUGUAGGCUGAGAUGGACCAAUUAUCUGCGUCCUGAUCUUAAGCAUGACAACUUCACACCUCAAGAAGAAGACUGCAUCCUUGAGCUUCACAAAACCAUAGGUAGCAGGUGGUCUUUAAUAGCAAAGCAAUUACCUGGAAGAACAGACAAUGAUGUCAAAAAUUACUGGAAUACAAAGCUCAAGAAAAAGCUAGUCAACAUGGGAAUUGAUCCUGUAACACAUAAACCAUUUGCUCAGGUCUUUGCUGAGUAUGGAAAAAUUAGUGGUCUCCCAAUUCAAAAUGCAACUAAUCAUAUCCAAUUCUACAACAAUACUAAUCAAAAUAACCAACUCUUUAUCUUCUCAAAUGAAACUAGUACUCCACAUCACCACUUGCAACAAAACUACUCCACUCAAAUCUACACAAGGGAAACUCUUCAAACGCUUAGUUUUAGUGAAGUCUCAUCAACAAAUUCUUCUUUCUCUUCUCUGCAAUCUCAGCUUCCAUCUUCUUCGUCAACAUCUACGUCUACUUGGAAUGACUUUAUACUGGGAGACCCUUUAACAUCCUCAGGUACACACCAAACACAGGGGACAUUUUUGUCAAACCAAGUUGAGGAAAUGCAACCUGUUGAACAACCCACUUGUUGCCCUGCAAUGGAUUCAUUUGUGGACACUAUCUUGGCUCGCGACAAGCAAAUGCUAAUGGAUUUUCCACCAUUUCUAGAUGUCUACCUCCAUUAUUGAUUCUUGAUAUACGUGGUGUUGCGAUUUUAAUUCUAGUUGGAAUAAUGUCAAGAUGAAUCCUUAAUUUGCUUAGCCAGUUUUCAGUUUCCUUGACUUUUGUUCUAAUAGUUACCAUAUGAGGUUUUCACUUUCCUUUUUGUCACAGACAAAGCAAUGUUAGCCCUUUCAAGAAUGAGUGUAACUGCAACAUUCAGCAUUAACACUUCCAAAUCUCAAAACUCUAAUCACGGU